This is a messenger RNA of Triticum dicoccoides, 3364 nucleotides long. Its product is annotated as myosin-binding protein 3-like. Bases 591 to 3020 code for a protein of 809 amino acids. The record is from RefSeq and is a predicted model, not a curated record. NCBI's taxonomy places the organism in Eukaryota, Viridiplantae, Streptophyta, Magnoliopsida, Poales, Poaceae. Gene Ontology annotation, molecular function: myosin binding. The transcript has 3 exons.
GCAAAGGUUAGAGAGAGAAAUGCGGGGACAAACGGCGGGCGCGGGCACCCUGCUCCCUCUCUCCCCUCUCCAAUCCUACGGAGAAUGGGAGCGAGCCAUUUUCCCUCCUGUUUACAACCAAGAACCAAAACUUCCUCCAAACCUCUUUGGGGAUCUUUUCCCCGCAUUUCUGGGCCUCCCGCCCGAUCCCGCCAUACGCCCCUCUCCCGCAUCCGCCCGAGCUGUUGAUCUGGAGAAUCGCAGCUUCUUGAUUUGAGAUCCGCAGCAGCACCGGAUAGAUUAGAUCAAAAAUCGAGGGUUCUUGCCACCAAUCUGUAUGUGCAUUGGCGACUGGGGGAAAACCUGUUACUAGGCUGAGAGCAUCGUGAUUAUUGCAGAAAUUUGGCUCAUCGGCAAAGUUUCGUUGGGAGAAAAGGUUCCAUCUUACGGAACCUGAUGUUGGCAUGAGUAACCAAGGUUGCAGGACUGUUGUUUCCUCAUUUACAAUCUGGUGUGAUCUGAGCAUCUUUGUGCCGCACUAAUGGGAGGUUCACAGGACAGGCCGGGCAUUUGAGCAACCUACAUGCAAAUUGUCGGUGCCCUGAUCUUUCAUGGCUGCGAAAGCUCGUGCGAGGCCGCGAGACUCUUGGCGGCGAUUCUGGCUGGUGCUGGGCCAUGCCUUGAGCGAGUGCUUCCUCAUCGUAAUGCUGCUUGUGGUCGCCGUGGUGUCGUAUACCGCGACGAGGUUUGCGCGCAUCUGCAGGAUCCGGUCACCGUGCAUGCUGUGCUCAAGAUUGGACAAGGUUCUGCAUGGCAAGGCCUGGUUCUCUGAGGAGCUGAUUUGUGCAGCACACAGGGUGGAAAUCGCGCGUUUAUCUUAUUGCCAGAUUCACAGUAAGCUCGCACAUUCUGAUGAUCUAUGUGGAAAGUGCUUGCUUUCAUGUUCUGGACCAGUUGGUAAGCCAGGUAACCCAACAAACAUGAGCAUUAAGGAGAAGGCGGGGCACACACACCGAUGUUCUUGUUGUUCAGAGCCAUUCACGAAGAGAGACAACGCGCACAAGUUAUUUGAGGAGGUGAAUGGCAGGUCUCAGAAUGAUGGAAUGAGCAAAGUGAAGGAGAGAAGCAUGGCCACGGCAAGCGUUGGGCAUUCUUCGGAUGAGGAUUUUGAUCAAUUGCCUCACGGAGGUUACAGAAAGCUAAAUGCCUGUCAUGACUCUCAAUCAGAGAUUCAUGUCUCAGAUGAUGAUGUUGGCGGCUAUGCAAAGCCUUAUGAAGCUAAACGUCGAACCAGAGAUCUCGACGAGCACUCGAAGGCUGUGCCUGAGCAAAUUCGUCAGGAGCUUCCGAAAGAGAAAACUUUUCUGGUUGGUGUUGAGGAGGUCGGCGAUUUAGAGGGUGUUUCACGAAGCCCUGACCAGGAAGCUGCAGAGGCUUUUGCUGCUUCUGCAUCUAACGGGGCCCGCUCAACUACAAACCAUUAUAUCAACCGCAACAGUAGCAUGAAGAAUGCUCCUGGUGGUAGAGGCAAUCUUAGGUCUCCUCGAUGGUCUGAAGUAAUCUCCGCUAAGGAAACCAAUUCAACAACACAUGAAGAAGUGAAGACAUUCAUGUCCCAGUUGUCUUCUGUGCGAGGCCUCGAUGGUCCUUGGAGUGAGGUGGCUGCUAGCCCCAGAAUCAGCAUACAGAUUGAUGAGUACAGUCAAUCUGAUGCCAUUGAUGGCAGACAGUUCCUUGAUCUGGAACCAUCUGAUGUUCCAACUGAAGCUGAAGGUGAAAUCUCCCCUGAGUCCCUGAAGAAGCAAUGCGAGCUUAACAAGAAAAAACUAAGCAUCCUUUAUAAGGAGCUCGAGGCAGAACGGAGUGCUUCGUCUGUUGCAGCAAGUGAAGCGAUGGCUAUGAUCAAUAGGUUGCAAGUGGAAAAGGCUGCAAUGCACAUGGAGGCGCUGCAGUAUCUCCGGAUGAUGGAAGAGCAGGCUGAUCAUGACCAAGAAGAAAUUGGAAAGCUAAAUGACUUGCUUACAGAAAGGGAGAAAGAAAUGCUUGACCUGGAAGCUGAACUCGAAAGUUAUGAGAGCAGGUUCCGCAUCGAACCAUUUGAUCUCGGGAAUUUUGACGCUGUUGAUGGAGAUAUGGCACUCAGUGUCUUGGAUAGCUCAGAUUUUGUGAGGAAUACCAUCUUUGGUUUUGAAGAUGAGAAGGCCAAAAUUUUGGAAUCCUUGAGCAGAUUAGAGGAAACACUUGGCGUGCCUUACACAAAUAGAUUUGAUUUGGGUGGCGCAAGUGACAUCCUACAGAGUGGGUCACUGAGAGAUCAUCCAAGUGAUGGGCCUGGCCAACAUGUAGAGAACUCAGAAUUGGAACGCCGGAGUUCACUAUUGCCUCAGGAGCACAUGAACGACGAAUCACACUUGAACGAUGACUCACUGAGAGAUCAUCCAAGUGAUGGACCUGGCCAAGAUCUAGAAAACUCAGAAUUGGAAUGUCAGAGUUCACUAUUGCCUCAGGAACACAUGAACGAUGAAUCACACUUGAAAGAUGACUCAAUGAGAGAUCAUCCAAGUGAUGGGCCUGGCCAACAUGUAGAAAACUCAGAAUUGGAGUGUCGGAGUUCACUAUUGCCUCAGGAAGACUUGAACGAUGAAUCACUGAGAGAUCAGCCAAGUGAUGGGCCUGGCCAAUACGUACAAAACCCAGAACUGGAAUGCCGAAGUUCACUGUUGCCGCAGGAAGACCUGAAAGAUGAAUCCGUCUCAUUACAACGAAAUGAUGAAAAUCAAUCUGUUGAGAACCAAAAAUAUGUUGGCUCAUGUUCGCGCUCAGAUGAUGAUAAAAUUAGUUCCGUGGAAAGCAUUAAACAAGAAAUUUCGCUCUUGAAUAGUAGACUCAUGGCACUUGAAGCAGAUCAGAAGUUUCUCAAGCAGAUAUUGAGUUCUCUUAAAUGUAGUAGUGAUGGAGAACAAUAUGUGCAGGAGAUAACUAGUCAUUUGAGGGAGCUGCGAAGAAUCGUUACCGAGCAGAGAGAUAGGACAGCUCUAUGAGCUCAAAAUUAUUCAGCAUUCAGAAGGUAAUAAUAGGCCAUAGUUGUAGCCCAUCUGUUGGCAAUGAGUUUGAGAACAUGCUGUGGAAAAACAAAAUAUGUAGUAUAGCUUAUAGGAUGUGUAUCAGGAUAGGUUGAUGUUCAGGAGACCUUAUGCAUUGUAUGAGGUCCAGCAAAUGUAUUGCAAAUAUCUUUUGAAAUUAUUAGCCUUAGGUUGAUUCUUCCAUCAAAGCGCCUCAGUCAAUAAUCUCACAGGACACAUCUCACCAAUUAUCAGUGUAGUGUAUGAACUUCCAGACAUUCAGUCACUUGGUGAUAUAUAAUGUGAUCCCUAGCAUUACUCUA